CCGGGCCGGGCUGGGCAGGCGGCGCAGGAGGGCAAAGGGGCAGCGGCCGAGAGCGCCGGGCCGCCAUGGUGCUGCUGGUGGUGAUGGGCGUCAGCGGCUCAGGGAAGACUACGGUCGGGACGCGCCUGGCAGAGAAGUUGGGAUGGAAAUUUUACGAUGGAGAUGAUUAUCAUCCUCUAGAGAAUAAGAAAAAAAUGGCAGAAGGGAUACCACUAAAUGAUGAGGACAGGAUUCCUUGGCUUUGCACAUUGCAUGACAUACUGAGGAGAGAAGACACAUCUAGACAAGAUACAAUUCUGGCGUGUUCUGCACUGAAGAAGAUGUACAGGCAUGUGUUAAUUAGUGGAGCAUCUGCAAUUGAAAGCAACCAGCCAGACCAACCAGGAGAAAAACCAGCACUGAAGAUCCUCUUUGUUCAUUUGGAUGGACCUAAGGACAUCAUUGCUGGCCGCCUGGAGAAGAGGAAAGGUCAUUUUAUGCCACUUGAACUUCUCAAGUCUCAGUUUGAUACUCUAGAGCCACCUAGUGCACCAGAAAACUUUAUUACUAUCAGUCUAGAAAAAUCUCUCCCAGAAAUAGUGCUAGAGAUUGAGAGCCAUUCUUCAGAAUGAGGCUUUGCUAGAGUAAUUUUCUGCAUUGACAGAUAUAAAAUUUCCCUGAAAGAUAACAAGGCUAUGAGACAGGGUUUUAAUUAUUAAAUUAAUUAUUAAACCAACUUAUUUUAAGAGCUGGUUUACUAUUCGGAUUUUUUAUUGUGGCUCUGUAAAAGACAUGUAAGAUGUAAUUUGCAAGAACUGUUAACUUUUAAGCUAUUCACUCUCUGAAGUUAAAAUUCUCAUUUUAGUAAGCCUGCUUUUGAAAAUCCUGGCAAGGGUCACACAGAAUAAUUUAUUUUCUUAAUUUUAAUAUUUACUCUGUCAGACACUGAGAUGCGUGCAUCUGCUAUUACAAGAGUAAAUAAUUUACAGCUUUGUUAAAAGUAACAUCAUUUUCCUAGAAGAGGCAGGAAUAUGCACAAUUGUUGGAGUGUGAAAAACAGAGGCCUGAGUUCCUCAGAGAGAGAUCAAAAUCCACGGUUUGAAUUAAAGCCUUUAGACAAAUUAAAAUAUAUUAAGCCACACAGACAUGAAAUAAAACUGUAAGCUUAGGUUUGAAGUAAGUUAGUUAGUUGAAGUAAGUAAGAAUAUGUUUUAAAUGCCUUAAAGAGCAAAAGUGUUAGAAUCUAGUGUAAAAAAAAAGCUUCAAAAACAAGCUUCAGUAAGAGCUCAAAAACAUAGUUCUAGACAUAAUAAAAAUAUAGUAAGAAUAUUGCUUACAUUCUUCAGAUAGAACAGAUAGGCUAGAUGCGCACAUUAUACGUAAACUUUCAUCUUACAGAAACCAGAAUUCUAAAAUGUUUAGAAAAAAUGCUUCAGGUUCGUGUUUUAAGCUCAUUGGGUAACUUGUAAAUAGAAUCCUUGUAUUGGAGUGAGAGCAUUCUCUUGCUGUCUCUCCCCUCUCCUCACUGUCAUCAUCACCGCUCAGAAGACAGGAGCUGCUGCUGCAACCUUGGCCCUCUCAGGGCCUUGCAUCAGGAGCUGCUUCUAUUUCCAGUUGGGACUUUACUUCUAAUUGGGAUUCUAUGCCAAAAGCUUUUAGCAUGGACUUUAACACUUGGGACUCUUUGUCUUUUGAGACUGAUGUGCUUUUAUAAUUUUACAGCAACCAACAACUGCUCUGCUCUUUUGAAGACUUAAACCCAUAACAAUCUCAACACAUGAUGAAGUUCCAUAAUGACACUACCCCUGUCUCACUGCCAGAUUUUCAAGUUGUAGGUUCUGUGUUUGUAUCCUUGUUGACCUCCCCAGAGCACUGAUGACUUCAUGAGAAUCUCUCUGAUCUCUUACUGUAUGCAUUGACCACCAAGCUGAAAAAUGUGAGAGAAAAAAAAGGUAGUGGUGGUGAUGCAAUAUAUAAAAUUUAAUUGAAUGGAAAGCUUUAGAAAUAAAACAUAAGUGGCCUCCUACUGGCUCGGAACUUGGAGCUUACGUGCACAAAGCGUACACAUUGCAGUCAAGUGUGAGUCAACCAGCAAUUUAAGGUACUGAAAGAUUGAUAGACAUUUCUUUCUUUCUGAAAACUUACUCUUUCACAGUUGGACCUUCCACUUUGCUUCUCAAUGCUGGUGGACACCUCAGUGCAUGUCAAUACAAUUACUUUAAAGCUCUUGAUUAAACUAUUCCUAAUACAUAUUUUUCUCAUAUCUUUUUUUGAUGAAGACAAGAAGAAAAUUCCAAAUACCUGAUCAGUCACCCAGCUCACAGAAUUUAAGGUUAAAGUCCUUUUUCACCACAAGGGUUUUUUCAAAAAGUACUUCAUCUUGUGUUAUACAAGACAUGCUUUUUCAGCCUAAUGUUAGGAAAACUUCAGAUACUUUCUUUAAGAAAGAUUUGAGUCUUGUCCAGUUGAAGACAUCUCCAUGUGCUAACACAUACGGAUAUUUUGUGUGUGUCAUGCAAUUUUUUUUUUAUUCCUGGGAUGAUAGAUGAACUCCUGUAGAAGAACACCUCAUGUUUGAAAGCAUCUUUAGUGUAAUUUUUACCUGAGUAAGUAGUUGAAAAGCAUUAGUCAUGGUUCUUGCUAUGUAUGAAAAUAAUAAGGGCUUUGUGGUUUACAAGGCCAACUACUUUACUUAAAUUAGUGUAAUAAAUGGGCAUUCUCCUACUGAAAGUAGCAAUUUUUAGACACAAAGUUUAGGGAUUUUAGGCAUUAAACUACCCAGAAAUGGUGUUUUCUGUUUUUUGUGACCUGAAGGGAGAGUACCAGGCAGUUACUGGUUGUAGUCUGUUGCUGUACACUACAGGGUGCUCUCACCUUAGAACCUGUUUUUUCCUUAAGCCAGGGUGCAAGUUUAAGACACAGAGGCAAACUUAAGUGCAAGAGACAAGGAUGUCUGUAUGCUUCUCAAUACCCUCAGAUUUCAGAGCCUCCUUUAGACCAAGUGACUUGUCACACUUGUACAAAUUUUGGAGGUACGAAAAUCAUAGACACAGCACCCUCUUGUGGCACUUCUGCUGUUAAUGAGGUCUUCAUAUUUUCCAAUACACCAUUUUAGAAAAGGUUGACUAAUGUAUCCAUUAUUAAAUACAGAUUUAUGCUUACCUUCUUUCACACACAAUAAAGCCAGACCAAGGGACUGUACAGCAGCUGCAUCUUGGCACACACAGAUACAAUCAGACCUUUAAAUGAUUUUUUUUUAAAAAGACAUUUUAAAGUGUGAGCUCUGAGAAGGCCAGACUGAUUUUCAGAUCUACUUGUCUGCAUUUAUAGAAUACUCGCAAAGUGGCUUCACCAACAGAAAACUGUACUUAACAGUUAAAAAAAUCUCUAGAGAGUUUUAUGUAAGCAAUUUGUAUUUUGGAAGGCUUCUAAACAAAGUAGUAUGUUCAUACUUACAGGCAGUUCAUAUACUUCUUCAAAUUAGGUCAGGGUAUUUCUCAGUCUUUGCUUCUAUGUUGGGACUAUUUCCUUCCCUUGCCCUCUUAAUAUAUUUACAUUUUGCUUUUGCUUAAAAGAUACUGCAAAGAAGAUUGUUGUCAACAUAAUCAGUUGUCUGUUACCUGCUAUUCUGAAAGACAACAAAGCAUUACUUCUGUUUACUUGUAUUCUGUGCAUUACAAAUAAAUAGAUUAAGAUGCAAAUUAUCCCAAUAUCAACCACAUAAAACUACUCUCAGAUUUUAAUCAAGCUGUGCAAGUGUGCAGUGGAAGAAAAAGGUGGCAGAACAAUCCUGCCCAAACACAAUCCUACAUUUCAUUUACUUGAUUUUGGUUUCAUUUGUUGGUUUUCUUUUGUUGUGAGGGUGUAUUUUUUGGUUUUGUUGUUCUUUUGUUUUUAAACUAACACCACUAUUCUAGGAAUGUCAUAUUGAGGUUAGUUGGGCAGGCUAUUAAUAUUUAGUACAACUUACCCGGAUGCAAGUGCUUUGUGUGUAUUUUGAAAUGUAUUUAGCAAAUGCAGCAAAAACUGAGGAGGAAACACCUGGAGUUAGAAAUUGCUUUCCCUGUGUCUAAGCACAAAUUAUCUAUGCAAGGUACAUGGACUAGCUAUCCUCAUGAAUUUGUGCUAAGCACAGUAAGUAACAUGCUGUGUAAAUAUUGUACCUACUGCAGUAUAAAUAUUUUUCAGUGCUAAAAUGAGGAAAUAACAAUGAAAUGCUAUCUAUGCUGAACUGCACAAGUCAUCUAAACAAACAAAGAAACAGA
Molecule: messenger RNA, 4244 nt
Organism: Catharus ustulatus (Swainson's thrush)
Lineage: Eukaryota; Metazoa; Chordata; Aves; Passeriformes; Turdidae
Gene: IDNK
Product: IDNK gluconokinase
Exons: 5
Coding region: 66-611 (181 amino acids)
Cellular component (GO): cytoplasm
Molecular function (GO): gluconokinase activity
Source: RefSeq, a predicted model, not a curated record